CUGGAUCCCAGGCUAUGUCACGUCCUGAACCCCCACCGCCACCCGGAUACACCGGACAUGUGUCCCGGCUUGACGCACACUUUGGUGCGUCGUACGGGCGGACGAUGCGGCAGCUGUCGCAGAAGGCGCCGGCGGCAGCGGGCGGAUACGGAGCGAGCCGGCGGUCGCGGCCGGUGGUCACGCCGGUCAACAACGCAUCGAACCGGAGGUCUCUGGUGGCGGCGCUGGUGGAGGCCGAAUACGAGCCGCCUCCGGGAGGGGCGGCAAAGUCGUCGAUCCAAGAGAACAGAGUCGGGCAUCCGCUCAAGUCUGGCUACACUGGAUACGUGCCGCGGGCCAAGAACCAUCACUUUGGCGAGACCUUUGGCGCAGCCACCUAUCGGGCCUUGGCAGAGUCUGAGCAGAUUCGCCGCAAGACACAGGCCGAGCGCAACCUCUUUGCCACGUACGCUGUUCAGCGAUCGGGUGUGGCUGGGACCCGCCGCACAGGCGCCUCGGCGGCCUCACUGCGCAACCCCUACGCGUCGACCUCGCUCUCGUAUCGCCCGCUUCAGGUCGCAGACUACUCGCUCCGCACCCUUGAUGAGCUCGGCGCUACCCGCGGGCCGACCGAGGCUGCCGCCGAUGGCAGCAAGAGCGAGGGCAAGGGGGAAGACGCAGACGACGGCGCUACCCCACCGCCGGCGGCCCAGGCCGGCGACGACGAGCCGCAGGGCUUCGACCUGGCCGCCGCCCGGCAGGUCGGCAACACCGCGUCGGCCGCCAAGCGUUCCAAGCCCGGCUUUGACAUGAACGCCAUGGCCACGUCGCCGUACCGACUCCCGCGCGGCCAUCCGCAAAAGUACUUUAUCCCGGCCUACACUGGCUACGUGCCCGCCGCCCAGAACCAGAUCGGCAAGAACUUUUCCGACACCACCCGCGCUGCUCUUGAGGAGUUUGCCGACGACUGCGACGUCAACGAGACCAUCCGCCAGUCGACCACUCCGGCGCUGGUCCACUCAAUCCGAUCGUCGUACUACACCGGCGGCGUUGCUCGCCCGCCGCCGCGCCCGGCCCAGCCCUACGUCCGCCCUGUUCCGGGCGCCACCGUUCAUGUCCCCAACGCCAUCCACACCAUCGGGGUCACCUACGGCUCGCUCGUGGCCGAGCCGUCGGACCAGAGUGUGUGCACGUAG
This is a messenger RNA of Thecamonas trahens ATCC 50062, 1175 nucleotides long. RefSeq lists its product as uncharacterized. NCBI's taxonomy places the organism in Eukaryota, Apusomonadida, Apusomonadidae. Bases 15 to 1175 code for a protein of 386 amino acids. The transcript has 2 exons. The record is from RefSeq and is a predicted model, not a curated record.